UAGCAUCCCCGGCUAUGUAGUAGAUUAACCAAAGCAAGGGGUAGCUGAGAUGAGACCUCCCUCCUCAGAAACUUCCCCAGGAACUUUCUUUUCUAUCGAGUUCCCGUUUUGGGAAAUCCGAAUCUCACAUCGUUGGUUUGUUCUUGCAAUGAACAACCGGCCAGAAACCGGCCACAAAUGAGCAAGCAGUAUCCCGGUUUCGGCGCCGCGCCUUUGAUCAAACUUGCCCAAUUGUUUUCAAACUUGGCGGCUUUUUGGUCGACAUCAAUAUGCCCAAUUGUUUUCAAACCUGGGGGGGGUGUCUUCUGGUCGGACCUCGGAUAGCUCGUUUGGUAAGCUUGUUCGCUAAAAACUGACUUUGUCGUUAGCCGGCGAAACUACCCAGAUAGCUCGCUCCAAGAGUCCUACUUCCGCAGGCAGGAUGAGCUUCUUGCUUGGAACACGAGCUGCUACGCUGUAAUAAAUCCUGCUAAGGUGGUGGGUGAAGAAUAACUCCGUGAUAGUGUUCGCAGUGAUGUCGUUUGCCCAGACGGCUGGCAUCAUAUCAUGCCCUGCGAGUUAUAGACUUAUAGUUACCACUGAAGCUUUCGCACGCUGGGUAUCAUCAGCGUCUCGCCUUUUGCCGUAUUCUGUUAAGAGGAUCAAUUGCUUUCAAUUAUGCUUCCUGCCAUUUCACUCCGCAUCCUUCUAUUCCACUCUGCCCCGCAUAGUGCUCGAAUAUGUGGCCUUCUACUCCUCGAGAAAGUCUAUUUCGUAAAUAGACAGAUGCCUAGCUAGGCAAGUUGUGGCUUGUCCGGGGAUUAUUUGUCUCUUGCAAUUGUUGUUUUGCCCCUCAAGACCCCAGUGAAGUGCGGGGGGAAGAUGGCGUUGGGCCGUUGUAUUGUUGUCUAUUCCUUUAUCCGGGCGUGUUAUGCAGGUGUAAGUUAUCUAUCCCGCCGGCCGGGAGAAACCAAAGCAGUAUCUUGCUGUUUGGACUUUCUCUUCUUCUCACUCUCUCUCCCUUUCUCUCUCUCUACAAUCUCCCUUUUUCAUCAACAUAGCUCCGGAGGGUAUUAUCAUCAAGAGUAAUACAUACCAGUUUGCUACGUUAGCUAGCCUCUUAUUGCACGCUGUGUGCUGUUCUUUCUCAUCAUCUUAUCUUCUCAAACUCUCCCCCGAUAUUCCCUUCGUUGAAUAUCUCUCUAUUUGACUGGCUCCCAUAACCAAAUCUACCUGGAUAUCAAGCACAAUGUCUCCCACUGGACAGCGAGUUGCCCAGGUUGCUGGCAUGCUGGGCGCCACAAAGUCUCCCGAUGAGCUUCCCUGGAAUCCUGAUCAUACAAAACUGCCCCUCCGCAAGAACCUGCCAAAGGUCCCCGGUGCGCCUGAUGGUGCUGCUUGGGUCUGGGGCAAAAAUGACUAUAUUGGUAGAUUGAAUCUGCUCACGCCAACCCGAGUCAAGGCUGCAGCCGACGAGAUCAAGACGGGGGAGAUUGUGCCUCUCAACCUUCCGUUGAACGUCCCGGAGCAGCCAGGAUUUGGCCGCGAAAAAUUUGUCCACUCUAUCAAAGCCCUGGUCCCGGGAAUUGCGUAUGACGACAAUUACCAGCUCAACACACAAAGUGGAACGCAGUGGGACGGCUUUAGACAUUUUGCUCACAUCGCAACCCAAACAUUUUACAAUGGAACAAAAGCAGACGAUAUCGUCGGCCCCAACGCCAAUCACAACUGCAGCAUCCACCACUGGGCAGAACACGGCAUCGCCGGCCGCGGCGUCCUCCUCGACUACCGCUCCUACGCCAAAGCCAACAACAUCACCUACGACCCAUACACCCCGCACGCCAUCACCUUCGAAGAACUCCAGAAAUGUGGCAAGGCCCAGGGCAUCGACAUCCGCCCCGAAUCGCAAGGCGGCGACAUCAAAGUCGGCGAUCUCCUCCUGAUCCGCUCCGGGUUCGUGGAGGCGUACCACGAGCGCAGCCCGGAGGAACGCUCGCGACUCGCCCUGCGCGGACACGGGAAGGGGGAUGGCCAGCCAGAUGCCUCAGGCGAGGUCGAGCAGUAUGCAGGCGUGGCGCAGGAAGACGCCAUGCUCGAUUGGUUGCACGACUGUUACUUCGCGGCUGUAGCGGGCGAUGCGCCUGCGUUUGAGCGCUGGCCGACUCCCGUCGAGUACUACAUGCAUGAACAUAUCCUUGCGCUCUGGGGCAUGCCGUUGGGGGAGAUGUGGAAUUUGGAGGCGUUGGCGGAGAAAUGUCGUGAGAGGGGGCGGUAUUACUUUUUCGUGACUAGUGCACCUGCGAACGUGAAGGGCGGCGUUGGCUCCCACGCAAAUGUAACCGCAAUCUUCUAAAUUAGAAAUAGGAGGAAGAAUGGAAAUGGAAAUGGAAAACAGAGCAAGGAGGGAGGCCCAGAGGUCAAGCGAUUUAAGCACGGCGAAAGUGGAGUUGAAUUUCAUGGUAAUGUUAUUCUACAUCUCAAUUGGGGGGGUGGCAGUGUCCCUUUUUUUUCCUUUUUCUUUUCUUUUCUUUUCUUUUUUUCCCGGUUCGAUAUGGUAUGCGAUAAUGUAGUAGCUAGGUACGACAUACCUACAGUUCUUUUUUUAGCCUUUAUGCAACGGUGUGUAUUUUGCAUUUGCAUAUGUAACUAGACUGGGUUGGCCGCAGUCGGCCGGCGGCCCUGUUGUAUGUAGAAUGCUUAAGUUACAUAUUGUGGAUGAUUGGUUGUAUUACCAUCUCUUGUUCUUUCUUCGCAACUUUGUUUUAUGUUGCUGCGAUACCUACUUCCACUGAGUCAGGACGAGAUGUUGAAAUAUGUACGGAGUAGCGUGUUUCUAUUUUGUUUCCCUGCGUUAUGCGCUGUUCGAGCGAGUUUAUUGAUAUUUAACAACUAUAUUUGUUCUCGUCGUAUGAAAGGAUCAAGGGCCGCAAUGGAUGAUGCCCAAAAAGUCAAGCUUAGAUCUCAA
Molecule: messenger RNA, 2944 nt
Organism: Blastomyces gilchristii SLH14081
Lineage: Eukaryota; Fungi; Ascomycota; Eurotiomycetes; Onygenales; Ajellomycetaceae
Exons: 6
Coding region: 1229-2332 (367 amino acids)
Molecular function (GO): arylformamidase activity
Source: RefSeq, a predicted model, not a curated record